AUGGUAUUUGACGUCGUCGAUAUGACCAUGGCCGUCGAGAAUCUUAGCAUCCGAACCGCCUUUUCAGCAACGCCCUCGCGUAAUCACAAAAACUCCGGCGAGAUCUCAGCCUUCUUCGUUAGGAUCCCGCGACUCCUGCACCGGUGCGUCCCUCACCUAAUUCGGGACGAAGACAGCACGGCGGGAAGCCCCUCCGCUAAUCGAGUUAAGGGUUGCGAUAGACGAAAAGUCGGCACGCUGCCACGCGCUCGACCGAUCGAUCGUAGACGAAGCCCC
This is a messenger RNA of Iphiclides podalirius (scarce swallowtail), 276 nucleotides long. The record is from the annotation of a GenBank genome assembly. Lineage: Eukaryota; Metazoa; Arthropoda; Insecta; Lepidoptera; Papilionidae.